AUGGAUGCUAGAGAUUCAAAUUCAGUAACCGAUGAGGAGUCCGUGGAGAUUAUAAUGGGAACAGAACGAAAUCUUGGAAGCGAAAGUAUAGACAAUACAAAUUCGAGUUCUACAAAGAAAAAGGCUAGAACAAUCAAUUUAGUCCAAGAUGGACUUAAAGAAAUUGAUUCUUCGGUGGUAAAAAUUCGUGAAUGCAUCAAGUAUGUAAAGGGUUCUGAGGCUAGGAAACUAAAGUUUCAAGAAUGUGUUAAGCAAGUAGGGAUAAUUGAUAGUAAAAGAGGGUUGAGUGAUUCAAAUUUUGAAAGUUGUCCUACUUCUGAAGAGUGGGAUAAAGUGGUAAAGAUUUCGAAGUUUUUGGGGUACUUUUAUGAUGUUACAUGCUUAUUCUCUGGGACAAAGUACCCCACAUCAAAUUUAUUCUUCCCUAAAGUGUUCGUAAUUCAGCUUCAAAUUAAGGCAGCCAUUGAUGAUUGUGAUAGUUUCAUGAAUAAGAUGGGGGAUUAUAUGCACAUGAAGUUUCAAAAGUAUUGGUCAAACUACAGUUUGAUUAUGUCAAUUGCAAUCAUCUUGGAUCUUCGUUAUAAGCUACAUUUUGUGGAUUGGGCUUACACAAAGCUUCAUGGCGUGAAUUCUAUGGAAUAUAAAAAUGUUCAUGGCACAUUGAUUGCUCUCUUUAAUGUGUACUCAGAAAUAUCUGCUCAUCUUAAUUAUUCAAAUAUUCCAAUGAACUCAAUGCCUAAUCAUCAAACAGAAGGUGGAGAAGGAGAUGCUCUCUUUGAGGAUUUUGAUAAUAAUUACAAUGGUCCAAACUCGGUUAAAAAAGGUGAAUUACAGAAGUAUUUGGAUGAUAAAAUAGUAGAUAGAAGACAAGAUAUAGAUGUUCUUUCUUGGUGGCAAAUGGAGCGUUUUCAUUAUCCAAUACUUUCUCAGUUAGCACGAGAUGUGCUAACAAUUCCUAUUUCAACUGUUGCUUCAGAAUCUGCUUUUAGUAUUGGGGGUAAAGUGCUAGAUCAAUAUCGUACUUUAUUGUUGCCAGACACGAUUCAAGCUUUGCUGUGUACACGAGAUUGGCUUUUUGGAAAAGGAGUUUAUGCGGAAGAGAGUGCUAAUGUGGAAAGCCUCAAUGAAAGCAUCUUCAAUAUAACUCUUGAAGAUAAUAUAUCAAGCCAAAAUUCCAAUACUUUUUCCCACGGUGAUUGA
Malus domestica (apple) is the source of this 1200-nucleotide messenger RNA. The record is from RefSeq and is a predicted model, not a curated record. NCBI's taxonomy places the organism in Eukaryota, Viridiplantae, Streptophyta, Magnoliopsida, Rosales, Rosaceae.